GAAAGCGCCGCCAACGCUACUAAACGCGGGGACUCGCCUUCUUCUUCUUGCUCAGUCUCCAAACAGGAACCUUCCUGCGAAUCCAAAUCGAGCCAGCAAACAUCCCAGCAAUCACAGCCUCCGAUCCUCCAAAUUCAUGUUAUUGAUCUCAAGACACUUUUCUACUCCUCCACAGGCUCUCAUACCGGUGCGGACAGUGUACAGGGAAUGGCAAGAGAACUUAAUUUGGGUGGAGGUGGAAUACCAUCAUCGAUUUUUAGCAUACCAAUCUGAUGGUCCGUUCUAAUCCCAUUCACCCAGACUUAUGCUUAGCAUCUUCCAAUUCUUCGUAGACGGACGGACAAUCAAUGAGCAAAGAGCUACUGCUUCCUCACGAAUGGAGGUUGAAAAAGAGGAAAAGAUCGAACGGCAAAAACGAGCAGAGGCGGAAAGAAUGCAAAUUCAAAGUACGCAAGCUGGUUUGGAUGAUGACAUAGACCCAAACGAGGUUAGGCCUUCUGCAGAAGGGCAAAACUCUGAUUCAGAAUUGGGGGAGGCAUGGGAAGACUGGGGCGAGAGCGACUAAUGUCGAGCAAAACAGACACUAGCAAAUACAGUGGGAAAUUCAAUGACUCCUGUAGAGUUGGCAAUAUACAGUAUGUGCCAUUAGUACAUAAUCUGAGAGUGAGGUUCGACAAAGCAAAUCUCACAACUUGGAUAGUGAGUAGUGUGCAGACGUACAGACUAAUCAGCGGAAAAAAGUCGUAGAA
Messenger RNA from Lentinula edodes (shiitake mushroom), 749 nucleotides. RefSeq lists its product as uncharacterized. The record is from RefSeq and is a predicted model, not a curated record. Bases 305 to 565 code for a protein of 86 amino acids. NCBI's taxonomy places the organism in Eukaryota, Fungi, Basidiomycota, Agaricomycetes, Agaricales, Omphalotaceae. The transcript is spliced from 2 exons.